GCCUACCAUAACAGGCCUGGAGAUUGUAGCAAAAUUUACUGGCUGUCAGAAAAAAAAAUUCAGGCUUUUUUGCCUGCAAAGCAAAAGUCUAACUAGAAAUAGGGAAAAUGACAGUUUCCUAUACAGCUGAAGUGGCCCAGUGCAGGGGUUUUGGUUGUUUUCCCAAGCUUCUACUCAGAUGGCGCGCCAGCAUUUACAAACUUAUUUGGCUGGAUCUGUUGAUAUAUCUGACCUUUUAUUAUGCCUUGAGUUUGACCUAUCGAUUCUAUUUGAACGAAUCUCAAAAAGAGUUCUUUGAAAUGCUGGUUAAAUAUUGCAAUAGCAGCACCUCUCUGAUACCGCUAAUGUUCCUCUUGGGCUUUUAUGUUUCCGUAGUGGUGAAGCGCUGGUGGGAGCAGUAUCUCACUUUGCCUUGGCCUGACAGCACUGCCGUAUAUGUUUCCUCUCUGAUCAAGGGCCAAGAUGAAAAUGGCCGCAAAAUGCGUCGCACAAUCAUGCGUUAUGUAUGCCUUAGCCUUGCCAUGGUAUUCACCAGAAUUUCGCCACGAGUGAAGAAACGCUUUCCCACAUAUGAUCAAAUGGUCGAGGUGGGUUUGCUAAUGGAGAACGAGAAAGAUAUUCUAAAAGCAAUGAAUGAAAAGUUUGCCAAGCAUGCGAAACAUUGGAUGCCCAUAGUAUGGGCAGCGGCUAUAGUUACCAGGGCUCGCAAAGAAGGUCGUAUCCGUGAUGAUUCAUCAUUGAAAACUCUUAUAGACUCUUUGAAUAGCUUUCGGGGAAAAUGUAUGGUGUUGACCUUCUACGACAGCAUUAGUAUUCCAUUGGUCUACACUCAGCUAAUAACCAUUGCGGUCUACACAUUCUUUUUGGCAUCGGUAUUUGGACGCCAGUGGACAGGGUUUACGGAUCCAGAUGCUAUAACAAAUAUUGUGGACUUCUUUCCCAUAUUUACGCUACUGGAAUUUAUGUUCUUUAUGGGCUGGGUUAAGGUGGCUGAAUCCCUUAUAUGUCCUUUUGGUGAGGAUGAUGACGACUUUGAGUUGAAUUGGUUAAUCGAUAGAAGCAUUCAGGUUUCGUAUCUGAUAGUGGAUGAAAUGCACAACGAACAUCCCGAACUUCUAAAAGAUCACUUUUGGAAGGGCCUGCAUCCGACUCAAGCGAGUAACAUUUUCCAAUUCCCCAGUUAUGAUCCACCACCACAUUCAACCGCACAAAUGGAGGUACGAGUGCCAGAAAAUGAGAGAUCGUUUUUUAAGAUCCCUUUAGUGGAAUCUUUCUCACAUCUUUUUUGUAAACGCGGUAGUCAACCUGAAAUGCCUGUUGCUAAUCUUAUGGAUAAUCAUGAAGAAGUUAGUGCAAGCAUGCUUGUGAUUUUCGAACCCGAUAAGCAAUCAUCGACUGCGAUACCUAGCAAUUCCGUUGAGAGCAAAGAAAUGUUGAAGACAACGAAAAUAGACCAGAUUGCACCAAGUCUCAGUGCAGAUCAGAACGUCUUCGAACAACUGAGGGCCCAGAGAACCCAUGAAAGACUUCAAAGACAGAAUUACCUAAUAGCCAUGUCAACAACUACAGAAGAAUUGGCAGCUGAAAAUAAUUCUCAAAUCUCGGUAUCAGAAGAAACAUCAGAAUCAUCGCAAGAAUUUAAAACACCACAAGAGGAUAGCAAGAAGAAUGUUUAAAUUGGCGAUGUUCAAAUUUCAUAGAAUAAUAUUUGAAAUUUGUUUUCAAAUUUUUUGUAUUUUGAAACGAAACAAUAAUAAAAGAAACACCUUGAAGUCUUCGAAAA
Messenger RNA from Stomoxys calcitrans (stable fly), 1783 nucleotides. Its product is annotated as bestrophin-2-like. Lineage: Eukaryota; Metazoa; Arthropoda; Insecta; Diptera; Muscidae. The coding region runs from base 108 to 1676 and encodes 522 amino acids. The record is from RefSeq and is a predicted model, not a curated record. Gene Ontology annotation, molecular function: chloride channel activity. The transcript is spliced from 5 exons.